GCAACGGGGAAGUGAGAUAAGGCGGUGGUGUUCCCAAAAGCUCCUUCAGUGCCAUCCGCGCGUCAGCACGCCAAGUCGCUUCAAGCUGUUGAAAUACACGAGCCAGACCACCACAUCGGACUUUUCUCCCAGGAUAACUUGGAAGUCACCUUAUUCUGCUUGCUUAUUGUGCAGAAACACAGAGUCUAUAGGAUGGGUGCCGUGAUCCUCAUCCUGCACCUAGGCCUCUUAAUCAGCUUUGGCUUCACUGAAUCUUCUGAAGAUCAUCCAAGAGCAGAGCCCAACCUGGAUCUGGAAUGCCUUAACGAUUACCUAACCGAGAUGGUGUGCCGUUUGACCUCAGACCAACUUGAGACUUGCUCCGAAUACAGUCUCAGUGUGUCUAGAGAUACUACAAAAUAUGAACUGUUUGCAUGUGAUUUCAAGCAAUUUAAUUCCAGUGCAUGUGAAUGCUCGAUCGAAGUGCCAUCUGGCUUUGUUAUAAUGGAGAACUUCAGCGUUAACGUGUCGAGAAGGAAAAACUUGUUGUUCAGUCAAAAUGUCAGUACUACAGAAAACAUUAAGCCUAAAAAACCAUUCAUUGUGUCAGUCAAUCAGACAAAGAAUGGAGACUUUCUUGUUGUCUGGGACUCCGUAUAUAGGACUGAAGACUCUACAUUCAGCAGUGAUCUGAUUACGGAGCUCAUUUACUAUGUCGAAGGAAACAAAGGAAGCAUAAAAAAUGUGACAGUGACAAAAGAACAGCAGGAAUAUAGGCUUUUAGGCAGAAACCUUGAGUCAAAUUCCAACUAUAUUGUGAUGGCAAGAGUGAGAUCACGCUUAAAUUCAAGAUUCAGUGACUACAGUGAUCCAUAUAGGUUUACCACACCCUCCUCUCCAAAGGACGUUCUCAAGAUAAUAAUUCCCAUCCUAUGUAUAAUUCUGAUCAUCUGCAUAUUCACCAGCUACUACUCUUACAACAAAAUUCUGACAGAGUGGUGGGACAAGAUUCCUACUCCGAAAAUAGCUACUAGUUUUGUAAAACAGGUCCCAAACUUGCUGUUGUUUCAAAAUGACUUCUCGUCUGUCCGUCUUGACUCUUCGAAACUGGUCCAACCUGGGGAGAAGACACGGCCAGCGUCUUCUCUGGUAGACGUCAGAGGUGAAAAUAGCCUCAACAGCCUUGGUAAGAAUGGCAGUUCAGCUGAAGUGAUUUAUGGCCAAACAGGCAAUGAGAGUUCAGAAGAAAACAGCAAUGAAAAUAACACUCAAUGGGAACUUGUCAGAGCAUCUCAAUCAACAAAUCUUUGUCAAAUGCCAAUGUCGAACAAAUACUAUAAAAACCUGAACUCAAACAGUGACGAUUGUAAUGUCCAAAGUGAGUGUGGGAAUAGCUCUGGUGUCAGUAACAAGUUCUAUAUGUUUUCAGUCUCUGAUAAGUUUCACAACCCAGCUAUUAGUCACUUUAUGAAUGACUUUAAUGAGAGUGAGAAUGUGUUUCCUGGUCUGGCUAAAAACCUGGACCCAGUGAUCCCGACAGACUUUGAGUACGGCCCGUGUACUGGUUGCUCAGGAUCUGAAAACGCCAGCCCGACUCAGUUCACACCCUCCAGCAACGACAUUGCUGUGGUUCCUGGAUAUCAGAGCAUCAAUGAGGUCAUAGAUUGUGCAUCUACAGACCACGCAUUUAUCAGCUCUCAUAAUGACAUUAAUCUAAUCAUGGAAAAACUAAUCUGCAGCAAGAUCCCACAGAAUACUUCCUGUCAAACCACCAUCAUCCCAGUCGAGAAUGGAUAUAAAGAUUUUCAAAGCUUGCUCAGAAAUUCGGAAGAACAACAGAGCCUCACCACUGAACCUGAAUUAAAACAUCUUUGUGGCCCGGCUUUGCAUAUCUCUCCAGGUAUUCAAAUCGACUCUUCCUAUCACAGGGUUUAAGGUCACAGCUUAGGACAGAAUUUCCGUAAUUGUAUUUACAGGAAAGACAUAGAAGGUAUAAGCAUAAUUUUUUUAUCCACUACCAAUUAAGCAGUGAACUCAUGCUGAAAAAAAAAGAGGUGUGUUUUCUUACGACACACUUGCGUACUACUCAGUUAGCACAGCAGCAUUAUUAUCCAUUUAUCGAGGUCUGCUGUUUAAGCUUCCAUUAAAUCCAUAAGCAUGAGCAUUAGCAAGAUGACUUUGUUGGAAGUAUGCCAAGUACAGAUAUGUUUGCAAACUAUGGGCAUAUAACUAAUAUAAAUUUAAGUGUUACACUUUACUUCAUGGUUAUUGAUGUUUUUUUUACUGCAGCCUUUGGCAUGACAUUUAGGCAAUACAGUAAUUUGCAUCUAUGUAAUGAAUGACUCAGUAAAAUAAAACACGCUUGCCAGUAAAAAGGUUAAAUGUCUACUAUCAAAAAGCAGAAGUAUGGCUGAUGAUUUGUUGUUUUUAUUCUAUCUUGUAUUAUAUGGUAUGGUCAGUAAUGCAACAAGAUAAGGUUAGGUUUGGAUAAUAAUACAUUUAGACAUGGGAAAUUAAAACUUCAGUAAGGUUUAGGAAAAAGGAAGACAUGUAGUAUUGUGGUGUGUAAUUACAGAACUUGUGAAUGCAAGUGUAGACCAAACUGCCUUACCACACUUCCUUGGUGUCUCUCACUUAAAAAUAGUGAUCUGCUAUCAUGUACUUACAUCGCAGUUUAAUGUGAGAGUGUGAUCUUCGAUAAGACAGCACACAUUGGAGCCUGCAGAUCUAUUUGGUAUUGAUAAAGAACCACAAGAGCAGAAAUUUCAGCCAAAUAUAGUAAAGUGAUAGGCCGUGUUUAUUAUUAUAUAGUCUACUGGAGGCCAUAAAACUGAAAAGAAAACGUUUCAUCAGAAGCGUCAUGGGAAUAGUAUGCAUGAUGAAAUGUCGCGUAGUUGUUCUGCCUCUGAGAAGACCUGACCAAACUAGUCCGAGCUGUUUGUUCCUCUGAAUGUAAAGUUACCCUGUUAAGGAAAGACAUGGUCAUGGAAUGUACGCCUUUAUUAAACUGUACCUGGGGAAAUCUUUCGAGAUUUUAUACAUGCUGCCAUAUGUAAAUAAUGUACACUAUAUAAUACAACUAGUUUGUGCCUUUAAAUAUUCAAUUUCCUUUCAGAGUUGCUUUUGGUGGCAGAGAUGUUCAUUUUUUCUUCAAUGCACAGUUCAGAAUGCUUUUAUGUAGCUUGAGUUAGUCUUCCCAAACACUAAGAGUGAGUGUAGAGUAGGGAUUGUUAUGAUCUGUUCAAUGUCACCACCACUGUGGACAAGAUAGGGACAUAUUUGGACUGACUGAAUAAUCACAAGUGGGUUCAGUAGAGGUCAAAGCACAUGCUAAGCAAAGCACAGACAUAAAGAACUAGAAGACAGUGAGCACAGUUUAAGAUUACUGAAUAAGCAUCAGCAAUACAAGAUCACACAAGACAAGCGGGGAAUGUAUACACAAGCUCACAAGGAAGCGCUGCAAACAGAGCGGACAGACAUGCUAAAUCGUUAGGGACGAAUCAGGGUGGAGCUGGAACAGGGCCUGAGAAAAUGACACCUGUAAAGAAGUACAGGACCACAAUGAUUUUCUCUACGAGUCUCUUGAAUGGUUUCAGUAAAGUGAGGUAGAGUGGUAUAGCAGGGAGCGCUACUGCCUCAGAGCUCCAGGGUCUUCGGGUCGACCCUCUGCUCAGGUUACUGGGGCUCAUUGUUCAAGCUGGAUACAAGCAGAUGUAUCUGUAAAAAUAGUUUGUAGGUGCAUUUACAUAAGAAAUUUGGUAUUCAUGAAAAUUCUGUAAGUUUCGAAAAAACAUUUGUGUCCUGCUCGUGCUCCUGAGUGUGUGUAAAUUUGUUUAUAAGAAAACUAUCUAAUGUAAAACUCAAUCGAUCAGCUUCAAAUCAUCAUUCGCAAUGAGUUACUGCGAUUUUAUAUAUACAGAUUUUAUAGACGGAUAUAGUAUCUUACAAUGUCAAGUUUAAAUAGCUUAUGUAUUUCAAAUACACACACAUUUUGUGAAACCCAGUCCAGAGCCAGCGCUAAGUGUCCGAUAAGUGACCUAUCUGGCAUGUCUCAAGCUGCUGUGUGCUAAAAUUGUAUAAUACAGGCUUCCUGCUUUUCCAUCACGGUGUCAGGGAAAGUGAACUGGUAUGCGAGGGAGAUCUAGCUGACAGUCACCAAGACACUUUGCUUUGAAUUUAAAAAAAAAUAAAAAAUAGCAGUUUCUCUGUGUGAUGUGCUUGGUGAUAUAAAUAGUCUAUUUUUCCUCUGUUUUUAAUUGUCCAACCUUUUUCUUUUCACCUUUUCUGUAAUUUGCCUCCAGAUUUUGGCCUUUUCUUGUGCUGUUACAUUGUUAAAUAAUAUAUUUUUUAAUUGGUAUAGAUGUGAGUCAAAAUAACUUUCAUGUCUACUGCUGAGAAAGUCUUUUCCUGCCAUUCACUUGUCAUUUCAGCUCUGUGAGUUUUACCUUUUAUGGAGUUUUUGGUCGUGAACAAAUACAAAUUAGCUGAUUGGCGUUCAUCAACAUACGCACAUGAGUUUGAAGAAAAUCAGCAUUUCCAAAACUUUUACAAACCCUGCACAUAUUUUUAGUCUGGUUUGGCUUAUGCAAAUAUUUACAUGCAACUUUACUUAAAUAUUUAUAAAUGUGGCCCACUGUAUAUGUAGAGCUUUGCAUGUUUUUCCUAAGUUUCUCUGGCUUCUUCAGAUUUCCUUGCACCCCAUGCCAACCUCAUUUCCUUGCACUUAAAACAUGUCAGGACAUGUCUGUGAUCUACUGGCAUCUCAUAUAGGGUGUAUUCCCACCGCGCACCCAAUUUGUGCCCAAGUGACAGGCUCUCGAAUCAGAAAUGUUACAUCCUGAAUAUAGAGAAAUCAACCGUUCAUUGCCUGUAUGUGAGUGCAAAACAUUUAUCAGACAAAUAAACCCUUUCUGGUUCUUCUGUUACUUACUCUGACACGGCACACAUCGUCUUGCCUCAUAUUAAGAUGCAUGAGGGGUCCAUUUGCUGGACAAUGCAGACUCAUAUUUCACCUUAAUCACAGACAGGAAGAGAUGCAAGUAGAAAGAAAAGAGGGAAAUGAGUAUGCAGGAAUGUUUCUAGAUUGACUGUGAUACUCGACACAGGCACAGUUCUUUUCAGGCAGGAAAAGGGGGUGGGGGGGCGAGUACGUUUUAUUGUAUAUUGUGUACACAGCUGUGUGUCACAUUUGGCCAAAAAAAAAAAAAAAUCUUUAAAAAAACUUUAUCUUUGUAAUGUGAAUGUAUCCUUUCAU
Messenger RNA from Pangasianodon hypophthalmus (striped catfish), 5233 nucleotides. RefSeq names its product interleukin 4 receptor, tandem duplicate 2 (gene il4r.2). Gene Ontology annotation, molecular function: cytokine receptor activity; protein binding. The transcript is spliced from 10 exons. The record is from RefSeq and is a predicted model, not a curated record. Gene Ontology annotation, cellular component: membrane; external side of plasma membrane. Lineage: Eukaryota; Metazoa; Chordata; Actinopteri; Siluriformes; Pangasiidae. Gene Ontology annotation, biological process: cytokine-mediated signaling pathway; immunoglobulin mediated immune response; production of molecular mediator involved in inflammatory response. The coding region runs from base 193 to 1914 and encodes 573 amino acids.